Messenger RNA from Corythoichthys intestinalis (scribbled pipefish), 1147 nucleotides. RefSeq names its product SPC24 component of NDC80 kinetochore complex (gene spc24). Bases 250 to 1014 code for a protein of 254 amino acids. NCBI's taxonomy places the organism in Eukaryota, Metazoa, Chordata, Actinopteri, Syngnathiformes, Syngnathidae. Gene Ontology annotation, biological process: chromosome segregation. Gene Ontology annotation, cellular component: Ndc80 complex. The transcript is spliced from 7 exons. Gene Ontology annotation, molecular function: microtubule binding. The record is from RefSeq and is a predicted model, not a curated record.
GUUAAAAUCAAAAUAUGAAAGGAUACAAUUGAAGCAAGAUGUUUCAUAACUGAUCACUUUCAUCUUUUUCAAAUUUCAUGUUUUGAGCUUUCUCAUGGGUGCCUCCAUUAGUUUUCUAUGUAUAGACUGGCAAGUUCCAUUCAUUGUAUAGUAUGAGAAAUUGAAACCUUUUGUCAUUUUAUGCCACAUUUUACAAGUUUACAUGGUAUAUAAUGAAGUACUGUAUAAUUUUUAGGGUGGGGAGGAUAUAUGCCCUCCCAGUUCAAAUGGAUUAGAUGUCUGGCACCCUCAAUGACAACCAACGAGUUAAUUAAGUGUAUGUGUCAGUUUUUAGUGAAAACUACUGAAAACAAGUCCCACAGACCCAAAAACCAUACGACAAUAGCAAAAUGUGAAACAAAAUACCACCACAUCAAAAUGUUCGAGGAUCAAUUGGACGACUUCCAGGAGACCCUGGAUGCACUUGUUGCCAUUAGUGGCUAUCAACUUGAGAAGCUGAAUCGAGUGAGCAGCUCACAUGAAUCUUUCUUUGAUCGACAUGAGAAGACCAGAGAGACUGUGACACAGAUUUUAAAAGAUAUGGCUGAGCAAGAAGAGUGUCUGGCAAAGAAUCUUGUUGACCUGGAGGCAAAAAAGAAUCUGAAUGAACUGGAGAGCCUGCAAGAGGAGCUGACGCAGUGCAAGAUCAAGAAUGAGACGUUGGACUCAGAAUUAGAGCUUCUGCAGCGCGAGUUGGACAAACUGAGGAAACAGGAGGACGAGCUCACAGCAAUGGAGACUGAGAUGGAAGAAGAUACCACUGAGGUCAUCCCGUCUACAUUACACGUUGUGAAGCUGUACCAAUUAAUAACCAAGAUCAAGUGGGAUGUUGAUACAGACGCACCAAUCCUUAAAGGAGUGCAUUAUGGACAAGAUCUGGUAACUCCCAUCAACAUCGACACCACUGGAAAAACUCGUCGUGAGAUAGCUGAAGAGUUGUGGAGCUUAGUGAGCACAGAAUGGGGGAAAAAAUAAUGCUUUUGUGCAACUUUGUCUAUUAGCAGUGUGUGUCCAUGUAUAAAAGCAGUUGUAUGAUUUUGUAUUUGUAUUGUUUUUAUGUAUGUGUUUGAUCUUUAUUUUGUAUAGCUACUUAUUGUUGUUGAUUAAA